Molecule: messenger RNA, 2108 nt
Organism: Rhincodon typus (whale shark)
Lineage: Eukaryota; Metazoa; Chordata; Chondrichthyes; Orectolobiformes; Rhincodontidae
Gene: katnip
Product: katanin interacting protein
Exons: 11
Source: RefSeq, a predicted model, not a curated record
GAGGAAAAGGAAGAGCAUACAACUGACCUUGAAAGAGAUGAUGACGGGAGUGAUGAUUUUGAAAUUCCAGUUUUGCCUUUUGGCUGUCAUUUAGUUAUUAAUAUAACAUCAACUUGGGGUGAUAGACAUUAUGUUGGACUUAAUGGGAUAGAAAUGUUCAGUUCAAGUGGAGAACCUGUACAAAUAGCACAAAUAAGAGCAGAUCCAGCAGAUAUUAACAUCUUACCUGCUUAUGGCAAAGAUCCAAGAGUUAUUUCAAAUUUGAUUGAUGGUGUAAACAGGACGCAAGAUGAUAUGCAUCUCUGGCUUGCACCUUUCACUCCAGGAAGGCCCCAUUUGAUCUAUAUUGACUUUGUAAAUUACUGUCACUUGGCCAUGAUUCGAAUUUGGAAUUACAACAAAUCGAGAAUACAUUCUUUCCGUGGUAUUAAAGAUGUUGAAAUCUUAUUGGAUGGGAAACUGAUCUUUCGAGGAGAAAUAGCCAAGGCAUCGGGAACUUUAAAUGGAGCUCUGGAACAGUUUGGAGAUACUAUACUUUUCACUACAGAUGACGAGAUUCUGGAUGCAAUGUCUCAAUACGAUGAAACGUUUGCAGCUAAUAUUGAUUAUACUCAACCGCUCACAUUUGAGGAAGAACUCAAUAGACCUAGUACUGCAGAUGGUGAAGGAGAUGAGAGGCCAUUCACACAGGCCGGCUUUAGAACAGAGGGUGAACGGGAGCAAGAACAAGCCCCAUUCCUGUUGGGUGGAACAGCCAGUCAGAUGCGAGGGGAGUACACUGGGAAAUGUAUACAGCUAAAUUUCACUGUUACUUGGGGAGACUGUCACUACCUUGGGUUGACUGGACUGGAAGUUGUAGGCAAAGAUGGUCAGGCACUACCUGUCACAAUGGAUGAUAUUGAAGCUUCACCGAGAGAUCUAAAUGAAUUGCCAGAGUAUAAUGAAGACAGUAGGACAUUAGACAAGCUAAUUGAUGGCAUUAACAUCACUUCGGAAGAUGAACACAUGUGGCUGAUUCCUUUCACCUAUGGAGAGAAUCACACCCUCACAAUCAAUUUCAAUAGACAACAGACUAUUAUUGGACUUCGCUUCUGGAACUAUAACAAGUCGCCAGAAGAUACUUACAGAGGGGCAAAAGUUGUCCAUGUUACCCUUGAUGGAUACUGCAUUUCACCACCAGAGGGCUUCCUCCUCCGAAAAGGGCCAGGCGUAUGCCAUUUUGACUUUGCUCAAGAAAUUCUCUUUGUAGAUUAUCUCCAGAGGACCAGCAAAGUAGCAGCAAAGCAGCAAACUGGGAACUGUCUUAGGAACGUGGAACAGGCUAGUAUGGAUUAUGAAUCUCCUUUGAUGCCAUGUGGCUUUAUUUUCCAGCUACAGUUGCUGACAAGCUGGGGAGAUCCUUACUACAUCGGUCUUAAUGGACUAGAAUUCUAUGGUGAUAAUGGAGAAAAAAUUCUUUUGACAGAGAAUAACAUUUCUGCUUUUCCAGAUAGUGUGAAUGUUUUAGAAAGUGUUUCGGGAGAUGUUCGAACGCCAGAAAAAUUAAUUGAUGGAAUAAAUGACACAAAUGACGGGAGACAUAUGUGGUUAACUCCAAUUCUUCCUGGUUUGGUAAAUCGGGUUUAUAUCAUUUUUGAUCAACCCAUUGCUGUAUCAAUGAUUAAACUCUGGAAUUAUUCGAAAACCCCUCAAAGAGGGGUCAAAGAAUUUGGGCUGCUUGUUGAUGAUUUAUUAGUCUACAAUGGAAUCCUAGAUAUUGUGUGUCAUGUGGCCCGUGGUAUCCUGCCAACUUGUGAACCUAUUAUCCCAUAUCAUACAAUCCUUUUCACCAGUGAUGAGAAGAUUACACAUAGAGAGAGACAUACUCUUAUAAGGUACAUCAAAUCAAGUAGAGUAUUUAUUGUUGCUAAAUAAGGUUACUCUGCCUCAUAUUUGUGGGAUAAUCGAAUAUAGUCCUGCUUUGCUGGAUAAUGGAGGAGAAGUAUUGGAAGAAAUUUGUGACUACAGAGUGCACAGUGGACAGGUAAGGGAAAUUUCAUUUGCCUGCCACUUCAACACACCCUCCUGUUCCCUGGCCAACAUCUCUGUCUCAGGCUUGCUGCAGUACU